This is a messenger RNA of Cuscuta campestris, 1675 nucleotides long. The record is from the annotation of a GenBank genome assembly. Lineage: Eukaryota; Viridiplantae; Streptophyta; Magnoliopsida; Solanales; Convolvulaceae.
CUCUCAUUGAAUUGAAUACUUUGGUCCCAAAGGAAGUGGCCGGUGUUCCCAUCGUCCCCGGCUGGUUAUUGGCUUCCCCACACGUACCAACAAUGGCAAGCACGCCGCCGCCUCUCAGACCCAUAGACACAUCGAGAGCAAACACAACUCCUGCCGCCCCCGCGAACAACAGUAGGGAGAAGCAUGACGGCCGGAACCAGCACCAUGCGGCGGUGCUAGAAGGGGCGGCGGCGGCGGAGGAGGAGCCGGCGAGCCCGGCGACGCGCCUCUUUCACACAAGAAACCUCAACUGCUACAUCAUCGCCGUAUUGGGAUGCAGCACAAAGAUCGACGUGGAAGUCGUCAAGAAGGGUCUGGAGUCCACCUUGGUCAAUCACCCUCGCUUCUCUAGCACUCUAUCGGAGGAUAAGAGAUCAGGGAAGAAGAGGUGGGUUCGGGGGAAGGUGGAUGUGGAGAAGCACGUGAUAUGCCCGGAAUUGGAGCCGGCGGACAUGGAAGCCACGGCGGCGGACAUGUUGGUGGAGAACUACACAUCAUCCCUGACCACCAAGGAAAUGGACAUGUCGAAGCCAUUGUGGGACAUUCACAUACUGAACGUGAAAACCUCUGAAGCAAACUCCACAGGAAUCCUGAGGAUGCACCAUUCCCUCGGGGACGGCAUUUCCCUCAUCUCUCUCUUCCUCGCUUGCACCCGCAAGACUUCCGAUCCCGAUGCCCUGCCCACAAUCCCCACCGCCGCCCGACGACGACCCGGAUUCGGCUUCUUGCUCGGCAGCCCGUUCCUGUUUCUUAUGCUGGUGGUGAACACAGUCGUGGACAUGCUGCUCUUCUUGGCCACUCUCCUGUUUCUCAAGGACACCCAUACUCCCUUGAAGGGAGGAGGGAUAAUAAUCAAGAAGAGUCAUACUACUGAUUCUUGUGGCGGCAGAGCAGCAGACUUGCCGGGGAGACGGCUCGUGCAUCGCACAAUAAGUCUCGAUGACAUCAAACUCAUCAAAAAUGCACUCAACGUGACCGUGAAUGAUGUCUUGAUGGGGAUAUUACAAGCCGGGAUGUCACGUUAUCUGAACCGGAAAUACGGUAAGCAAAAAUGGAGCGAAAGCAAUGACAACAAAAAUAAUCUGCCCAAGUCUGUUCGGCUCAGAGGCGCAGUGAUUUUCAACAUCAGACCAUCUGCAGGAAUUAAGGCAUUAGCUGAGAUGAUGGAAAAGAAGUCAAAGGCAAAAUGGGGCAACAAGAUAGGAUAUGCACUAACUCCACUAUUCAUUGGUCUUCAAGAAAACCCAUUGGGUUAUAUUUAUAAAGCAAAAGCCAUUAUUGACCGAAAGAAGCUCUCCCUGGAAUCCAGAUUAUCCUUCUCUGCUGCUCACCUCAUAGUAAAGCUUUUUGGAAUCGAGUGCCUCAAGAGAGAAACUAUGGCCGAUGUCGUCCAGCAUUCUGAAGCUUACCCAUCGAAUAUGGUAUGAACAAUGUUAGGAAUCCGAGAUCAGAGGCGAUCAAGCGGAAGCGAACAAACACACACACACAAAUAGCAGAAAAUAAGAACACGAGAUUUAACGUGGUUCGGUCAGUAACCUAUUCCACAAGUUGCAACUAGGGUUUAUCUUUUAUUAGGUGCUCACAGAUUAUAGUUACAUGAUUGGGUAUUUAUAAGAUAUAAAUUAGGGUUAACAAC